This is a messenger RNA of Eucalyptus grandis, 436 nucleotides long. RefSeq names its product probable disease resistance protein At5g66890. The record is from RefSeq and is a predicted model, not a curated record. The transcript has 2 exons. Bases 83 to 415 code for a protein of 110 amino acids. Lineage: Eukaryota; Viridiplantae; Streptophyta; Magnoliopsida; Myrtales; Myrtaceae. Gene Ontology annotation, biological process: defense response to fungus.
GUGAGAUUCAAGUGAGGAUGAGGACAAUUGUUACAGCAGCCACUAUGCUACGCAGCACGAUCUGCUCAGAGAGUUGGGUAUCAUGGAGUGCAACCAGGGGGAAGAAGAGAGCAGAAAGAGACUCAUUCUGGACUUAACCAGAAAUAAUUUUCCUGAUUGGUGGAGUAAGCAAAGGCAACCGGCUUUUGGUGCUUGUUUAGUGUCCAUCUCCACAGAUGGAACAUUCUCAACACCUUGGCCAGAUCUUCAAUUACCUGAAGCUGAGGCUCUUGUCUUGAACUUCGAGACCGGCCAAAAAACUUAUGCUUUGCCGGAAUUCAUUGAGAAAGUAGAUAAGCUCAAAGCCCUAAUAGUAACAAACUAUAGUUUUUUCCAGCUGAGCUAUGCAAUUUCCAUGUCGUUGGAUCUAGUUUAAGGAGGAUCAGGCUUGAACGCA